Pollicipes pollicipes is the source of this 180-nucleotide messenger RNA. RefSeq lists its product as uncharacterized. The transcript has 3 exons. NCBI's taxonomy places the organism in Eukaryota, Metazoa, Arthropoda, Thecostraca, Pollicipedomorpha, Pollicipedidae. The annotation marks the transcript as partial. The record is from RefSeq and is a predicted model, not a curated record.
GCUGGAACCUCCAGCUCCGCUGCUGGACGGAGGUCCAUAUCCGCUGGAACCUCCGGCACUGGAACCGCCAGCUCCGCUGCUGGACGGAGGUCCAUAUCCGCUGGAACCUCCGGCUCCAACCUCCGGCUCCGCUGCUGGACGGAGCUCCGUAUCCGCUGGAACUUCCAGCUCCGCCGCUAG